Molecule: messenger RNA, 2082 nt
Organism: Canariomyces notabilis
Lineage: Eukaryota; Fungi; Ascomycota; Sordariomycetes; Sordariales; Chaetomiaceae
Exons: 7
Coding region: 1-2082 (693 amino acids)
Biological process (GO): DNA-templated transcription; regulation of DNA-templated transcription
Molecular function (GO): zinc ion binding; DNA binding; DNA-binding transcription factor activity, RNA polymerase II-specific
Source: RefSeq, a predicted model, not a curated record
AUGCAAUCGCAGGACCUCGCGCCGCCCACGUGGGCCGGGAAGCAGCAGCCGCAAAAGAUCACCACCCGGCGUUCUCGCGUCCCCCUAUCCUGUGACCCCUGUCGUACUAGAAAGCUGAAAUGCAACCGGGAGAAACCCUGCCAGAACUGUACGGCCCGCUCCGAACAGGCCUCGUGCAACUUCCGCGGACCCAAGAAUGGGGCCGGGACUCUUCCCAACGGCCGUCGUAGUGCCGACGAAGAGGUGUUGCGGCAACGAAUUGAUCACUUGGAAGGGUUGGUUAAGCGGCUGGUUGGGGAACGUCAGCAGGCUCUGUCAAUGAACAACAGUCCAACCCAUACGGCUCAUGCUUCGGAGAGUUCAGGUUCUAUCCGUUCAGAGCCGGAGACGGGCCUCGCAGCUCCCGCCCCGGUCAGGAAUGCCGUGGUGGAAAUUGACCGUGACUCGGACCGGUCGGUACACCUCGACGCUAAUGACUGGCAUGCCGUGUUGGAAGAGAUCAAGGAGAUCAAAAGGUCCUGGAACCAAGAUCUGGACGACCAGAGUGACUACAGCGUCCGUGACAUACUUUCACAUACCGUCGAUGGCACCAGCCUGCUCUUCCACCAGGUGAAGGCCAUCGACCGCAUAGAAAUCCUCUCCAGUCUGCCGCCAAAGCCAACGGCUGAUCGGCUAAUUGCUCGAUUCUUUGAUCGUGAAACCUUCCCAAUCACUCUCCCUCCUAUCCUUCAUCAACCAACGUUCAUGCGAGAGUACAACGCCCAAUGGACCUCCCCCUCCCAAACAAACUUCAUCUGGCUCGGCCUACUGUACUCCAUCCUCAGCAGCACCAUGCUCGCCUUCCACCAAUACGGCGAACCGCCCGAGUACGAAGGCCUCUCCGAAUCCCUCUUCCAGCUCUACCGGAUGCGCACCGCACAAUGCCUUCUCAUCGGCGACAUCGCCAAAUGCCUGCCCUACACCGUCGAAGCGCUACGGCUCAACGCCACGGCCGAACUGAACCGCCGCGACGACAACCGCCGCGGGCUGUGGAUCAUGACGGGCGUCGUCGUGCGCGCCGCCAUCAACAUGGGCUAUCACCGCGACCCGGGUCCCCAUGUGCCCGUGCUAGAGGCGGAGUACCGACGGCGGACUUGGCUGUCGGUCAUCAGCAUGGACGACAUGGCGUCGUUUGCCGGCGGGUUCCCGCGCACCGCGUCGUCGGUGUACUCGGAUACGCUGGAGCCGAGGAAUCUGCAUGACUGGGAGCUGGGCGAGGGGACUACCGUGCUGCCGCCGUCGAGGCCGCUUACGGAGCGCACCGCGGCGAGUUAUCUGAUUAUCAAGGGGCGGUUGUUCAGAGUGCUGGGUCGUGUGGCGGAUUUCAACAGCGCCCCGUCCCUCGGGUCAUACCAGACUGUGCUGGAAAUUGACCAGGCGCUGUACGAUGUCUAUGCCAACUUCCCUCCACAUCUGCACGUCAUUCGGAAUGUGGUCAACCACUCCAACCUGAGCCUGCUGAUGAGCUACCACAGGGGCAUGUGCACCCUACAUCGGCGGUUCCUGGCCGAGGGGAGGGACGAUGUGCGCUUCCAGGUUUCGCGGGACAGGUGUAUCUCGUCGGCGCUGGCGCUGCUGGAUUUGCAGGAUGUUUUGGGAGGUGUCUAUUACAAGAUAUCGCAGAUCCGUCAGGUGCUGACGCUGGCCGCCAUGAUCCUGUUCCUGGAGCUGGAAUUGAGACGGAGAGACUCCCAGAUCGGGGGAGCUCAGGCCCCUGAGAGCGCUGUGCUCAUACGGGCCUUGGAGAAGUCAUGUGCCCGCCUGGCCGAAGCGAAGGACACCACCGAUGAGGCGCGCAAGAUCCACCAGCUCCUCGCCGGCAUGCUCUCGAGUUUUUCCAGUGUUGAAAACGGAUCCGCGGUCGAACCUGCUCAUGCGGCGCCUUCGCAGACGCCGUUUGAGCCUUCCAUCUUGAGUCCACGGUUCGAUGUUGCUAAUGGGACCUUUUCGUUGGAGAAAGACAUGACAGAAGGAGGAUUUGAUUGGACUGCGUACGACAAUUUUCUUGCCGAGGCUGAGCAUGACGUUGGACCCAUAUACUGA